This is a messenger RNA of Ahaetulla prasina, 4260 nucleotides long. Its product is annotated as netrin-4-like. The transcript is spliced from 11 exons. Gene Ontology annotation, cellular component: laminin trimer. The record is from RefSeq and is a predicted model, not a curated record. Gene Ontology annotation, biological process: basement membrane assembly; cell migration; substrate adhesion-dependent cell spreading. Gene Ontology annotation, molecular function: protein binding. Bases 350 to 2278 code for a protein of 642 amino acids. Lineage: Eukaryota; Metazoa; Chordata; Lepidosauria; Squamata; Colubridae.
CUGCUCCGUCUAUGAAGCAGAAAGCGAGGAGGAAGAGGGGAGAGGAAGGAGAGACCCCGAGGAUGCCGUGGGAGUCGUCGGGUUUUGCUCGAGACAAGCGCCCGACAUCGCACGACGGAUCGUCCGGGAAACCAUCGUCCUGGCUGGGUUCCCCACUGAGCAACUCCCUCCCCUCCCCGGUCUGUUGCCUCGGAGUGAAGGAGCCGGAAGGAGAGUCGGUGUAGUGGUGCCUAACACGAAGGCAGCUUUGCCCCGGAAUGCACACUCGUUAGGAGAUCUGAGGUUGAGUGGGCACCAGACAUGUAAAAUAGCCUUAAUUACUAUUUACGACCUCACGUCGGUGGCGAAGAUGGAUUUCGUAGACGGAGUCACGCAACAUAAAAGCUUAACGCUGAUCGUAUUCCUGGAGUAUAUUAUUUUUGCCCAGCUUGGAGCAGGUUCAAUGAAGCCACGAGCCUUCCGUUGUGAUGGGCAUUCCUGCAAUCCUGCAGUGGGAAAUCUAGCAACAGGCAGGAUACCAACUACACUUACCACCUGUGGAAAGAACAGCACAGAACUCUACUGCUUUUAUCCAGAGCACAACCUGCACCAAGGCUCCUGUGGAAUGCCCAAGUGUACCAAAUGCAAUGCCAACCAGCCUAAUAACUCUCACCAUCCUGAUGAGAUGACUGAUGACUUCUUCCUGCAUCCUGGUUCCUGGUGGCAGUCUGCCCAAGGGGUGCACAGAGAAGAAAUCAGGCUGGAUCUGGAAACAGAGGUCUAUCUGACCCAUGUCAUUGUAGUCUUCAAGUCACCCCGCCCAGCAGCCAUGGUACUGGAGAGGUCCCAGGACUAUGGGCAAACCUGGAGACCUUACAAAUAUUUUGCUGUCAAUUGCACAGCUACAUUUGGGCUUCCAGAUGAUAACAGUGAAGAGGGCUCUCUCUGUACUUCUAGAUAUUCUGAUGCGGUUCCUUGCACCAGAGGAGAGGUGAUUUUCCGUGCUUUAACACCUACUAACAAGAUUGAAGAUCCAUACAGUCCCGAAGCACAAGCUGUCUUGAAGCUCACCAAUUUGCGUCUCCUUUUAUUAAAGAGGCAAGAGUGUCCUUGCCAAGGCUUGGGACUGCUGGAGAAACCGCACAGAUUUGCCCAUUAUGCCAUCUAUGACCUAAUUGUCCGCGGCAGUUGCUUCUGUAACGGCCAUGCAGAAGAAUGUCAGUUUGCCAAUGGGCCAGGUGUUGGCAGCAAUAUGAUCCAUGGGAAGUGCAUGUGCAGACAUAACACUGCAGGACACCAUUGUGAGAAGUGUGCGCCAUUAUACAAUGACCAGCCAUGGGAGCCAGGCAAUGGAAAAACUGGGGCAGCAAAUGAAUGCAGAAAGUGCCGCUGUCACCAUCAUGCAGAUAGCUGUCAUUUUGACCAGAAGGUCUGGCUGGCCUCUGGGAAGAAGAGUGGGGGGAUCUGCGAUAACUGCAAGCACAACACUGAGGGUUUCCGGUGUCAGAGGUGUAAGCCUGGUUUUUACCGAGACAGAGCCAAAUCUAUGACUUCCCCAGACAUUUGCAAACCUUGCUCCUGCCAUCCCAUGGGCUCACUGAACAUAACGCUGAACCACGCCCAGAAAUGUCAUCCAAAGACAGGCUUCUGCUACUGCAAGCCAGGCGUUGCAGGACCCAAAUGCGACUGGUGUCUAUUGGGGUAUUGGGGCUUUGGAGAAAAUGGCUGCCAGCCCUGUGCCUGUGCUAGAGACUGUAACAAGCAUACAGGAGAAUGUCUCCACAGUUAUGACAAUUCAGCUUUUUUAAAUAUUCCUAUCGGUGGGAGGAUUCCUCACUUCCUCCAAACCCCAGCCAACGAAAGCGAAAAUGAAUGGCAAUGGAAUGAUCGCAAGCAGGGUUUUUCAGCCUUAAGAUACCCAGAAAAGUGUGUGUGCAAAGAGAGGAUCCUAGGAAGCGUCAGCAAUUUUUGUCAGAUGAAAUACGCCUAUGUUUUGAGAGCAAAAGUUCUAUCUGCCCAUGACAAAGGAACCCAUGCUGAAGUAAUUGUGAAGAUAAAGAAGGUUCUGAAAUCAGGCAAAGUAAAAAUCACCAGGAAUAACCGAAGCAUAUAUCCAGAUUCUUGGACCAAUCGAGGGUGUACAUGUCCUAUUCUAAAUCCUGGUAUAGACUACUUAAUAGCAGGACAAGAAGACGCACAGACGAAUAGACUCCUUGUGAACAUGAACAGUCUGGUGAAGCCCUGGAAAGCUCACUGGGGGAAGUUUGUUGCAGAUAUACUACGAAUCGGAUGCAAAUAAUGUAUUUUUUUCCCAAGUCAAGUCACAAAUAUGUACGCAUUAAUAAUAUGGCAGUGAAAAGUCUAGUUAGUUCUCUAAUCGUUAAUUAUAACUUUUAUAAUUAAGGAGAAUUUAAAAGCAAACUCUCUUUCCUCCAUUCCAUUAAGUGCUUUAGGCAGGAAUCUUGUUCCGGGAUUUCUUUUUUCCAAGGCAACAAUUUUUUCUCUCUUUCACACAUUUGUAAAAAAUAAAAUAAAAUGUAAAGACUGCUGAAUUAACCUCAUGUCAUGCACCUAGGCUCACAGCCUGGCAUAUAGCUUGUUUUAGGAUUACAGUAUCUAGAGUUUUCGAAUUCCACCAAUACAUAUAUUUGUAACUGAGACCAAGAUUAUAUUAUGCUGUUGAUGAACAGUCAUUACUAACAGAAAACUAGAACUCCUGCACUAUUUAUUUUUCUGGAGCUGGAUUUUUGUUUUAUAGUAAGUAGGAAGGAAGAGCAAAAAUUUGCUAAGUGACAGGGCUACAAAACAUCAUUCAUUGGCCUGUCAUAUGAGUCUUGCUUAUAUUUGAGAGGCCUGUUUAAAAAGCUGUUAGUUUAAGGUACCCUUCAUAGCUUUUGGGUUCUACGAAGUCUAUGUGUUCUAUUGGAAUUUGCACUGGAAUUGAGAAAAUAUUGUAGAUGUGUCUUUGUGUCUAUUUCAUCAGAGAAGAAAACAGCAAAGUUAUUGGAAAUCCGGAAGGCAGCCUGAAAGGACUUGGAGCUGCAGGGAUUCUGGGAAGCGGAGGUCCCUGUUCCUGCUGUAGGUGUCCCCCUAAACUUCCUGACAAAAUUCAUGGGGAAAGAAGAUGACUGGCAAUCUACACAUUAGAAUAAAAAUAGCUGGCUAUCCAACACUUGAUUACCACCAGAUUCCAAAGAUUUGUUUUGUAUAGUGUUGUUCCCACAACGCAAGAGUCCAGAAAGUUCUGGUUUUCAAGUUGGUCCCACCUGCUCUCAUCAACAGCCUUUUCUGUUUUGUCCUGCAUUUAGCAUCCAUUGCAUCAAAACAAAUGCAGAAAGACCACAGUUAUGAAGGACUUUAGGAGCCUACCAAAUUCUUUUAAGAGAACGAAUGAGGCAAGAACUCAAAAGAGUUUCAUACAUCACCAGAAGUAUUGGAAUUUCCUUUGGGGUUAUCAGAUUUGCUACUGAAUUGCAUACCAAAUUGAUGAUUUAAAGACUGACUGCCUCUUUGAAAUCCUCACAUGGUCCUUUUUUGUUUUCUAAGUUAAUAUUUGAUUUUCAAUUUCUAUUGUGCUCAUUUCACCUAAAAUGCUUCAUAUUACCACUUUGUAGCUUCAGUCACUUGCCUUUUUCAUACUGUAUGUGUGUUCAAGACAUCUCAAAGAACAGAUGCUUCUAUUCAUGAUAUUUACUACUAGCCAAGAUUCUUCUAACAAGCAGUGCUCCAAGGCAGAUAACAGAUGAACACCACUAACAUUGCUGUCCUUUGCUCAGGCAGAGACUAGUCAGAAAAGUACACAAUCUGUGCUGCAGAAGAAUGAGUGACUCCCCAGCUCCCUAGUGUUAAUUUGUACUUUAUUAAUGUUAUAUACUACACAAAACAUAGUUGUGGUUUGAGACAUUAGAUACUGAUGCAGAGUAAAGAAAUCUUCCAAGACAGCCGUUAAAACCCAGGCAAUGCCAUAUAACUUGUGCUGGAGUAUGACUGAUGUAACUGUUUAUAUCACUUCUUGUUCUAAACUAUGGAAUUUCUUUCGAAAGGCACUAAAGUGUUUGCACUAAAAAAAUAAUCUCUCCUAAAAUAUGGGCAAUAGGUUAAGGGAAGAAGUUUAAUUUUGAAUAUAUAGUUAAAUGUCUUUUACUUAAGCUUUGGCCAAGGCAUUAUAAAUCUUACUGCCCUUUUAAUGUAGAAUCUGUUAUGCAUGUCAGUUAAUUUAUGGACACAGGACUUUUAUUUAGUUCGUCACAGUUUCUAUUAAAAUUCUAAAAUCAUUUUGGA